Molecule: messenger RNA, 1299 nt
Organism: Lodderomyces oxycetoniae
Lineage: Eukaryota; Fungi; Ascomycota; Pichiomycetes; Serinales; Debaryomycetaceae
Product: serine/threonine protein kinase
Exons: 2
Coding region: 1-1299 (432 amino acids)
Biological process (GO): peptidyl-serine phosphorylation; protein autophosphorylation; intracellular signal transduction
Cellular component (GO): cytoplasm; nucleus
Molecular function (GO): calcium/calmodulin-dependent protein kinase activity; calcium-dependent protein serine/threonine kinase activity; calmodulin binding
Source: RefSeq, a predicted model, not a curated record
AUGGAUUUUCUAGGUAUACUCAAGAUCAAGGCUUUGAAUAACUCAAGUAUCAUCUUUAGUGGUAAAACUCAGAAAUCCCUUGAAUUUCUGGCUCAUUCAACAACUUCACUUCCCAUCUUUAAUCUGGAGGUUAUCAAAAUUGGUAGAGGCAAAAAUUGUGAUAUUCGUAUUGAGAACCCGUCAGUGUCGCUUCAUCAUGCUACAAUAUGGUCAAUUCAGUUCGAUCCAACUACUUCGCCCAUAGUAUACAUAAACGAUAACUCAAGAAAUGGUACAGUGUGCAAUACCGAAAACAUGUUUAAAGGUGAAACAAGAAUAUUGACCGACGGUGACCAUUUGGAAAUCAAAACCGCUGCUUUCAUUUCCUUUGAAGCUAUACCGCUAGUUUUCAUUUCUUCUCCUCACGAACAAAUAGUCACAAAGUUGAAAGAUUGGCAAAUUACAAAUACAAAAAUAGGUUCUGGUUCCUUUGGUUCAGUCUACGUUGCCAAAUUCACAAAGAGAAAAUCACCACCAUUUGCCGUAAAGAUCAUUCCUAAAAGGCAAACUGGAAAAUUCGAAUACGAUGAUAUACACUUUCGAGAGGUGCAUCUUUUAAGUAAAGCAUCUCACCCAAACAUUAUCAAAGUAUAUGAAGCUAUUGCUGAUGAAAACUCGAUAUAUAUCUUCCAAGAUCUUAUAUGCGGGGGUGACUUGUUUUCCUACCUUGUUCAUGAAAAUUAUCUCAGGGCUAUUCCAGAAAAAGAAACAAUUUUUAUUGUAUUUCAACUAAUGAAAGCACUUCAAUUUUUACAUAAAUCUUUACACAUUGUCCAUCGAGAUUUAAAAUUGGACAAUAUAUUGAUGCAACUCCCAUUACCAAAGUCUAAGAUAUUCAUAUGCGACUUUGGCAUUGCAAAGCUAAUGACACAGACACGUACAAAUACCUGUGUUGGAACGAUCGAGUACAGCGCUCCAGAAGUGUUCAAGUGUGACUUAAGGGGGAAAGCAGUAACCCCAUAUAGCUUCAAAUGUGAUGCAUGGUCCCUCGGAAUAAUUACCCAUAUACUUUUGUCGGGAAUCUCACCUUUUUACUCACAACUGAAGGAAUCCAUUUUGAGAGCUAGUAGAGAAGGUAUACUCAACUUCAAUAAAAAACAGUUUCUCAAAGUGUCAAAGCCGGCAAAGGGUUUCAUUUCCGCUUUGUUGAAAGUAAACGCAAGCGAUAGGUUGGAUAUCGAUGGCUGCUUUGAACAUGAAUGGAUUAAAAAUAAUAGACCAAAAUUGGAAAGCUUUUAUCGCGAAAAAAUAUCCCAUUAA